Schizosaccharomyces cryophilus OY26 is the source of this 1545-nucleotide messenger RNA. Its product is annotated as glutamate-ammonia ligase Gln1. Gene Ontology annotation, cellular component: cytoplasm. The record is from RefSeq and is a predicted model, not a curated record. The transcript has a single exon. NCBI's taxonomy places the organism in Eukaryota, Fungi, Ascomycota, Schizosaccharomycetes, Schizosaccharomycetales, Schizosaccharomycetaceae. Gene Ontology annotation, molecular function: glutamine synthetase activity. Bases 271 to 1353 code for a protein of 360 amino acids.
CUUUUCCUACCAGGAUUAGGUAAAAAAAGACACACAAAUCCUUCCCCUUUUUAUUUUAAUUUUAUAAUUUUAAUCCUUGUUCUUAUAUUGUUUUGGUUUAUAAUUUAUCAUUCCUCGGAAAUUAUUUGUCCUAUUUUAUAGAAAAGGGUGUGUUAAAUUUUUAUUUGCAUCUUAAUUUUCUUGUUUUUCACCGAGUUUUCUUUCCUUUUUGAAUAGAUUUAGAAGGUUCUGGUUCUCACUUGUUUUCCUUUUAUUCACAGAUUCUCCAACAUGUGCCAAUACGAAGUUGAUCCUCUUUUGUCCAAGGCCUCAAUUAUGGCCAAGUACGCCAACCUUGAACCUUUAGAUGGCAAGGUAAUGGCUGAGUAUAUUUGGAUUGAUGGUUUCAAUCACAUCCGCAGCAAAACCAUGACCCUCGACCAAAAGCCAAAAUCUUUGGAAGACUUGCGCGUUUGGAACUUUGAUGGUUCCUCCACUGGUCAAGCCCCCGGUUAUAACUCAGAUACCCUUUUAAAACCCGUUGCUAUGUAUAGAGAUCCCAUUCGCCGCGGUGACAACAUUCUCGUUCUCGCUGCUUGUUAUACCGCCGACGGCUCUGCUAACCACUUCAACCACCGUGAUGGUUGCGUCAAGCUUAUGGAAAAGCAUGCCAGCCAAGAUAUUUGGUUUGGUAUUGAACAAGAAUACACAAUGUUAGACUAUUAUGACCGCCCAUUUGGCUGGCCUAAGGGUGGCUUCCCAGGACCUCAAGGUCCCUUCUAUUGUGGUGUCGGUACCGGCAAUGUUUUUGCUCGUGACAUCGUCGAGGCCCACUACAAGGCCUGUCUUUAUGCCGGCAUCAACAUUUCUGGUGUCAAUGCCGAGGUCAUGCCUUCUCAAUGGGAAUACCAAGUUGGUCCAUGCCGUGGUAUUCAAAUGGGUGACGAACUCUGGAUGUCUCGUUUCCUCCUCCACCGUAUCGCCGAAGAUUUUGGUGUCAAGAUCUCUUUCCAUCCCAAGCCUAUUUUGGGUGACUGGAAUGGUGCUGGCUGCCACACUAAUGUUUCCACCAAGGAUAGUCGUGCCGAAGGUGGCAUGAAGGCCAUUGAGCAGUAUCUUGAAAAAUUCGCAAAGCGUCACAUGGAUCACAUUAAAGUUUAUGGUGAUGAUAAUGAUUUGCGUCUUACCGGUAAGCAUGAAACCGGUACUAUAGAACAAUUCAACUAUGGUAUUGCUGACCGUGGUGCCUCUGUCCGUAUUCCUCGUUCUGUUGCUAUGAAAGGUUGUGGGUACUUUGAGGAUCGUCGUCCUGCUUCCUCUAUCGACCCUUAUCUUGUCACUGGUAUUAUUACUGAAACCAUGUUUGAAUUUUAAACAGGCGAAUGCUCCUUUUUUUGCGUGCUGGUCACGUUGACAGCCUAUAUCCUGUCAAAUUUCACCCGAUGCGCUUUCUUUUUUGCUUCCAUGUAGAAACGUAUAUAUUUCCAUACAUACUUACAUACAUACAUACGUAUACAUAUAUUCCUUGUUCCUUUUUUGUCUUUUCCUUUUAAUUUUCAAUGUCAU